CUCGUAGCGGGAUCUCCCCACAAUUCUGACAUAUUCUUGGGGCCACAUAGAGAGAGCGAAAGAGAGAAAGAGAGAAAGAACGUUAACUUCAGCAAAAAAAACAGAGUGGUAUUAGGAAGUUAUUGAGGGAGAAAAGGUUAUUGAAGGGGAGAAAGAGUGUAAGAGGAAAAAAAAUUACAAGAGAGGAAGAGGGUGAGAAAGGAAGAGACCUUCUCAACACGGGUCAUUUCAUUGGAGGCAGCGGUCGUCAUCUGUUCAAUUCUCAGAUGGUCUGUGUCAAAAGGAGGGCAUGGGGAGUUACUGCAGCAGUGGACUGAACAUUCAAAAGAGCUGAAGUUCAAAGAAAGGAGGGGUUGCAUGUUUUUGGUAGACGGGAGGUGAGCAGCAUUCACAGCACAUGCUAGGUUUCCAGUGUUUACAACAGAUUCCACCCAUGAUACUGCAAAAACAGAAAUAAUGGACAAGAAAAGUGCAAAUGGCUUUCCUUCCAAGGCCACAGAUAGUGGAGUACAACGUAAACAGCUGCCAUAUUCUGUAGAGACCCCCUAUGGGUUUCACCUGGAUCUGGACUUCUUAAAGUAUGUAGAUGACAUAGAGAAAGGGAACACAAUCAAGAGGGUGCACAUCCAACGCAAGAACAGGGGCCCAAAGUACAGCACACUGCCACGCAACUUCAGUCUACCUGGGCAUGGCGCUCGACCUCUAGCCAAAGACACAUGGGCCAAUACUUCCACUUUAGGGUCCAAACCCAAGUCACGUGUCACUGAAGUCCAGCAGCUUUUUGAAUUCCGAGCCAGUGAUGCCACUAGUGUUAGCAGUAGCACCAGUGGAAGCUCCCCUGCCAGCCAGUCAAAGAUGCCUGGGAGUGCUUACCUCCCCUCACCAAAAAUGGCAGAAGAGUCUCGAGUACAGACAUCAUCUGAGAACGAACAGCCCAUGGGUCUUAAUGUUAGGCCUCACCUUUUAAGAGCCUCCAGCAUGCCUAUUAAUGUCCCACGUAGGAAAGGUUCAGAUUCAACUGAUGAGCAGAGUUCCCAAUCGCAAAACGGCUCAGCUGAGAAGCUUUUUCGACCAGCAGAUGGAGGUGACAGGAGAGGCAGUGUUCCCCAGGACAGGGCCAGCUUGCAUCAACAGAUCACAGCUGCGCUUAAAAGGGUGCGGGAGUUGGAAGAGCAAGUCAGGACCAUCCCUGAGUUGAGGGCUCAAAUAUGCUCUCUUAGAACAGAGAGGGAAGAACUGCUCCAAAGAAUUAAAGAACACAAAUCCGAGCAAAAGAGUGCGGUUCAUCAAACUAAUGUGCAAGACAGUCAAGUUCCUACAGCUGUGAAAAGUGAAAGAAAAGAUGCUCCUUCCAUUUACACGGAUACUGCAGCUGUUUCCAAAAUUGUUCAAAUAGUUCAGUCCAACAAAACCACAGAACAACAGGAACAAAAUCCUGUGGAGCAGGUUAUUGUAGAGCAGGCAUCUGAAAAAGUAGCUGAAAAGGAAGUGCCAGCUCCAGUGACUGUCCCAGUAAUACUCAUAGACAAAGCAGAAACUCCAACUGAUCCAGAUGAAGCAGAGGGACUUUUGCAGGAAUCUACACUUCAAGAAGAAGCAUCAAAGAGUAUUUCAGAGCAAGCAGAAAAGCAGGAUAAAUCAUCAGAGAUGUUGUUAGAAGAUAAACAGUCAACGCAGUCACAAGGGAUUUCAGAAUCAGAGGAAUCCGUUGCUGCAUCUGAAUGUGAUUCCACUCAAGAAAACACUUCGACUGCUGUGGGAACAAGUGUAAUUACAACUGAAGAAAUUACAAUAGCCCAACCCACAGAACAGAAACUUGUCACUAACCUGGAGUUUGAAGCAAAACUGAAAACUUUGGAAGAGAGUCUAAGCAAGGCCAGUUGUGAAUUGGAAAAGACAAAUGCCUUACUGAGAGAGCAGAUGGAUGAGAAUCGGCAAAAGGAUGAGAGAAUACAGGAACUGAUUGAACAAGUGAAGGAGCAGAAAGUUCAUGUUCCUGUCGAGACAGAGUCAAUUUUUGAACCAGUUGUCACAUGUGAUGCAUCAGUCAGUACAGAAAGCAAAAGUGUAGAGGAGAAAGGAAUCUCAACAGAGCCUCAACUAGCUGAGGGUCCCAAAAAAAUAGACUCUAAAUGCUCAAGCACUCAGACAAAUUUAGUAGAAGCUAGAGACAUUGAAGUAUUAGCACAAGUCACUACAGCAGAGAAAACUGUAGGGGUAGAGAUUGUCAUGUGUGACCAGGCAAUGGAGACUGAAGGCCAGGAUAAUCUAGAGGUUAACAGUGGUCAUCAGUUCUCUGAAAUGCUAGAGCUGACAGAAUCUGAGCAAGAACAAGAGAGUGAUAUUGUGUCAGAUAGUGUGUCAAGUCAGAUUAUAGAUACCAAUGUCAGUGAAACUGUUGUGGCAGAGAGUGACACUGAAGAAUAUGUCAUGGUAGAAAGUGCCAUGGUUGAGACCAUGGGCAGUGAAAAUGAAGACCCUAAACCCACAGUCCAAGAGACAGAGUCUAAAGAGAGUCCGGUUGUCGAAAGCACAGUAACAGACAAAGCAAGAGAAGAAGGAAUUUCAGGUGUACAAACAGAGCAGGAAUCAAGAGAAACACAAGAACAAGAACCCCAACCCCAAAGGGUAUCUGAAGCCACAGCUUCUCCUGCUGCAAUCGGUCAGGUGGUUAAUCGCAUACAGGGCCUUCUUAAUGAGCAGUGGGCCAGUCUGGGAAGUGGAGGCCAAGAUGCAAAAGGAGAGAGCUCUCAGAAACCUCAUUCUUCCAAAAUAAGCUCAAUUCAAAGCCACCUGAGAGGGUCCCUCAGUGCCCUGUCUGCCUUUUACUCACCUGUUCAGAAAGGAGGGGCUGCACGACAAUCAGGCCUCAAAUCCAUCAUGAAGAAAAACGAUUGUCCUGAUAAACAGGGCAACGGGGGAGCAAAGAAGAACUUGAAGUUUGUUGGCGUAAACGGAGGCUAUGAGACCACCUCCAGUGAGGACUCCAGUGGGGAGGAGGAUCAGGAAGAAGUUGAGGAGGUGGAUAGCUCGGAGCCUGAGGUGGAGCAGGGAGAGGAGAGUGGAGCGGCCCAGGAGGAGGCUGCUGCUGCUGGGGAGCAAGGUGAUGGGGUUCAGGCAGAGGGCUCUGAGGAGCCUGAUGCUGCUCAGGCCGCCAUGAGUCCCCAGGAGGAGCAGCCUGUCAGUGAGUUAGUUGAUAAGAACUUCAUGGAUGCUUGCCAUUUCCUGAAAGAUCGCAUGGCCGAGGUUGCGUCCCCAAAUAAAGACAUGAGGCAGGUUCUGAUGGUGUUAUAUCAGGAGUGGUUCCGUGUGUCCAGUCAGAAGGACUCUCAGACAGAGACGGUCACGAUGUACCUGAGGGAGGUGGGCUACCACACCCCCACUCUGCUGCGCUAUAUAGUAAACCUGGCUGACGGUAAUGGAAACAUGGCGCUGCAUUAUAGUGUGUCCCAUUCCAACUUCUCUGUGGUCAAGCUGUUACUGGACACAGGACUGUGUGAGGUGGAUCACCAGAACAAGGCCGGUUACACUGCUAUAAUGUUAGCAGCUCUUACUGCGGCAGAGAGCCCUGAGGACAUGGAGGUGGCACAGCAGCUAUUGAGAAUGGGCAAAAUUAACGCUCGAGCCAGCCAGUCAGGGCAGACAGCACUGAUGCUUGCGGUUAGUCAUGGCCGGACGAUGAUGGUCCAGGUUCUUCUGGACUGUGGUGCUGAUGUGAACACACAGGACCAGGACGGAUCCACUGCUCUGAUGUGUGCCUGUGAGCACGGCCACACUGAGAUAGCCAAAAUACUGCUGGACAGGCCAGACUGUGACACGUCACUCACAGAUAAGGAUGGACACACAGCUCUGUCGGUAGCUGUGAAGGCUUCCCACUCAGACAUCGUUGAACUUCUGAAAGCUUGCGCCGAUCCAGCCAGGGUUACCGAUCCUACAGCUCCGCUCUGAGCUCAAAGGCCUUGUCUUCAUGUUCAACUGGUUCUGCCAGAAUCAUCUUUCUACUGCCUCGAGCUGACCAGGCCAGCAGUCAGUGAUAGAGAGACAGCACUUACCAGUAAUCCGCAGAUUCUCUGUUUGAGAAACGGCCAAUGAGAAAUGUACUUCCGUACGCCAAUCAAAGAUGCCAUGGAGGGUGGGCUUCCUUAAACUUCCCAGAAGGUCCCCAUUUGCCCCGAAGCACAGCUACUGUAGCUAUUUAGCAGGCAUGGUACAUUGUUACAUGUUUUGGCCUUCUAUUUUCAGGUAACGUGAUUAUAUUUUUGUUAGGCGAUCAAGCGUAAUCUACGAAUGUUAUUAAAGAAGUGAUCGGAUACUCACUAUAUUUAUUUUUUAUUGCACUUUUCUGUAAUAUUUCCCCCUGGAUGUAUCCAAGGCCUGUCUUAUAACCUGAUGUGUCUUCCUAUAUGAGGGUUUUUUGGUCAGGCCCGGUACCGAAGCAUUCCUUGCCUUUGCAGGUGGAACACAGAAAGGAGUUUUACAGUCACACUAUCGUGUCGCCAGUACGUCUCCCAUCUUUAAUCCCCAACAAAGCUCAGCACUGAAAAAAGGAAAAAGAAAAAGCAAAAAACUUGAAUUCUGAUUUACAGUACAAGCCUGUUUUAAUUAUUUUUUUAAAGAAAUAGUUCAACCAACGAUGAAAAUUUGCUGAGAAUGUACUUUUGCAUUACAUCACUUGCUCACCUCACCUGAAGUGAAUGGGUGCCGUCAGAAUGAGUGUCCAAACAGAUCACAAUAAUGUAAACCAUGUUACCUGUUGUGCAAAGAUGGGUGUUUGUAAUAAACAAAUCCAUCAUAAAGUUUCUUUAACCUCAAACUAGAGAAAGUUCAACCUGAAUCAGGAGAUAAAUAUGCACAUUUAUGUUUACAAGUGCAAAACAGCUCUAAAUUAAUAAGUGGAUUUUAUUUGUGAGGACAACAUACAAUGAACUUUUUCCACUUGAGGAAGUGUUAUUGGGGAUUUUGGCGUAUUUGCAGAAGCAGUGUUUUAAAGUUAAAAUGGCCUGGGUUUGUUUCAUGCAGCUUUUAACUGAUGGACUGAAUUAUGCACAUCUCUGGAUUAUUAUGUUAUUUUUAUCGGCUGUUUGAACUCUCUUUCUGACGGCACCCAUUCAUUGCAGAAGAUUCUUUGGUGAGUAAGUAUGUAAUGCUAAAUUUCUGAUGUGAUUAAGAAACAAAUGAAUCUACACCUUGGAUGGAUUGAGGAUGAGUACUUUUUCAACAAAUCUAAUUCUAAUCUAAAUCUAUUUUUGGCUAAAUUAUUAUACCGUUUAUCUGAAUGGUUUAAAACCUUUUUCUGUCCUACUGUUCUCUUCACCCAAGACAAAAAGAGGUGCGGAAUAUUUCACAUCUUCAGUGACAAAUUAUUAUAACAAUCAGUUGUCCUUUGUAAUUUAUUCACUGUCAAAGUUUACCAUGUACUCUAACCUGCUGCAAUAUUAACUUUACAACUUAUCAUCCUGCAUAUUUUAUUUUCAAUCUCCCCUGCAGACAGAAUUAAGCAGCACAUAAUAAUGGACUGGACUGUAGUUGCAUUAUCUGUACAUUGUGCCUGCUUAAAAUCAAAACUUCAACAGCUGUGAUGAAGAGAUAUGUUUAACGACAAAUCAAUAACUCAGCUGGACAAAGCAUAAAUCUAUAUAUGUAUACUGUGUAACAGUAUCUUGUGGGAGGUGCUGUGAAUUAAUACCCUGAAAUGUAAUGACUAUUUAUUUCCAAUUCUAUAUUUUUGAGUAUAUACAAGUAUAUGCAUGGAUAAAAUAUUGACUUAAUAAAAACAUGCAUUUUGUA
Molecule: messenger RNA, 5787 nt
Organism: Puntigrus tetrazona (Sumatra barb)
Lineage: Eukaryota; Metazoa; Chordata; Actinopteri; Cypriniformes; Cyprinidae
Gene: kank4
Product: KN motif and ankyrin repeat domains 4
Exons: 11
Coding region: 457-3948 (1163 amino acids)
Biological process (GO): negative regulation of actin filament polymerization
Cellular component (GO): cytoskeleton; cytoplasm
Molecular function (GO): protein binding
Source: RefSeq, a predicted model, not a curated record